Molecule: messenger RNA, 1199 nt
Organism: Daldinia caldariorum
Lineage: Eukaryota; Fungi; Ascomycota; Sordariomycetes; Xylariales; Hypoxylaceae
Exons: 3
Coding region: 152-1000 (282 amino acids)
Cellular component (GO): intracellular anatomical structure
Molecular function (GO): pyridoxal phosphate binding
Source: RefSeq, a predicted model, not a curated record
CGAUGUGCAUGUGCAUGACUCUUAUAAAAGAGAUACAUGUAACUUGUAAGUUGCGUGCUCAACUCUCGACAUCACGUUCCUCCGAUUCUUAAAUAUUCAUUGGCUACAAUAAAACUCGUAAAAGUACCUUAGGUAGGCUUAUGGCUCUACAAUGACGGAUACCGAGAUGAUAAUCGACCCGCAGAGAGCCGCUGCUCUAGUUUCGCAGAUCAAAACCGUGCGAGAGCGAAUCGCCGCCGUAGCUAAGGGCCGGGAUGUCCGCCUAGUUGCCGUCUCAAAGCUGAAGCCAGCCAACGACAUCCUCGCGUUGGUGCAGCAGGCCUCGCCGCCGCAGCUUCACUUCGGCGAGAACUAUGCCCAAGAGCUGAGCCAGAAGGCCGAGCUGUUGCCACGCAAUAUACAGUGGCAUUUCAUCGGCGGCCUACAGUCUGGGCACUGCAAAUCCCUCGCCAAAAUCCCCAACCUCUUCUGCGUAUCGAGCAUCGACAGCGAGAAGAAAGCCCAACUCCUCGACAAAUACCGCGGGGAAUUUCUCUCCAAUCCCUCUUCGUCUUCUUUCUCUCCCGACUCCCCACCCGUUCCCGUACCCGGCAAGAUCAACGUCCACGUCCAAGUCAACACCUCGGGCGAGCCCACGAAAUCCGGCUGCGCGCCGGGCCCCUCCACCGUAGCCCUGUGCCGCGCCGUCCGCGCCCUGCCGAACCUGCACCUGCUGGGGCUCAUGACCAUCGGCGCCAUCGCGCGGAGCAUGGCCACCGCUACCACCCCCGCCGACCCCGCCGACCCCGACGCCCCCGUGAACGAGGACUUCGCCUGCCUGCGCCAGCAGCGGGACCUCGUCGCCGCCGAGCUGGGGCUGGACCCCGAGACGCUCGAGCUCAGUAUGGGCAUGAGCGAGGACUUCGAGGGCGCCAUCGUCGCCGGCAGCAGCGAGGUGCGCGUCGGGAGCACCUUGUUCGGCGCCAGGGGGCCCAAGAGCGAGGCCAAGAUUAAGGUCUAACACUUUGUUUUGCACAUGUACCUUACCAUACGUAGCAUAGCGGUGAAGAUGGUUAGGAGAGGAGCCUUAGUGGGUGUGUAUACCCAUAGGCCUACCACGGGGGGAUAUCCAGGGGAAAGCAUUUGCAUUGCCUAGGACUGAUAGAGACUUAGACCAUAAAACACACUGAGAAUUAAACAACGUAUUACCAAGCAUAAAG